AUGGCUUUCCUAAGUAAUCACGAUUUUUAUAUGAAGCCGGCCAAAAAAACUGGCAUUCGCAUUAUAUACGUAAAGAUACGCACUCAUGUUCACGCAUGGCUGGAUAGUGCAAGGAGGAUUGGUGGUCUCAAUGUUAUAGAAGCCGACGACGAAAGGUUCAGUUUUGCUUCGGAAAUCAUGAAGAAGCUUUGCAACGGUGCAGACGGCCCUCGCACAUGGGCGCAACGACGAGGAGAUUGCAACAAAGCAGCUACAUACAACGAGAAGUUGAAGCAGUGCGAAUGCCUUGAUCCCAAAUCUGACGGUCGUGUGCUUUAUCCGGAAACGUACGGACAAUACCCUCCUGGUGUUGUGUGCAUGUCUUGCGAUGUAUCAGCCAAAUCGAUUGUGUUCGUGCUCGAUGCUAGUGAAACCAUGGGAGAUGAAGAAUGGUCAAAGGUACUCGAACUCAUAUCCACAGUUGGCAAAAUUGUUAAAGAUGCGAGAACUGCGAUGAUAGUAACAAAGGUUGACAGACCAUAUGUUGCGAUGGAACUUGGCCACCAUAAGGAGGCAGAUUUCAAGAUUUUCAUAGCAAGAAAUCAGGAUAGUCCCGGGGUUUUUACAGUGACGGGAGCUGGAAUGAAAAUGGCAAGACUAAUACUCGAGAAGGAGACUGCCGAUGAUCGCAUACUAAUGAUAUUUGCUACUGGACAGCCGGACAUUAAAGAUGGAGGUUUCGAAUGCGAUCCUUUGCCUGAUUGUGGGGAUAGACAACUCGAAGAAGCUGAGCUGGCCAGAAAAACUGGCAUUCGCAUUAUAUACAUAAAGAUGCGCCAUGAUGGUUAUGCAUGGCUGGAUGAUUCAAGGAGGAUUGGCGGUCUCAAUCUUAUAGAAGCCGACGACGAAAGGUUCAGUUUUGCUUCGGAAAUCAUGAAGAAGCUUUGCAAUUCUGUUGUUUGAUACCAAGACGCUC
Cylicocyclus nassatus is the source of this 955-nucleotide messenger RNA. Lineage: Eukaryota; Metazoa; Nematoda; Chromadorea; Rhabditida; Strongylidae. The record is from the annotation of a GenBank genome assembly.